UAAUAACAGACAUUCUACCAAUUGUCUUGAUGUCAUAAGCAAGUCUCAACGUUAUCUCCUCAGGUUUAUAUGAAGAUAUAGUAUAAAGAUGGAGACAGCGCGCACCAAGCAAUGGCCACAAUAUUUAGCGGCAAUUACUGCGACAAUAUCGCUGGCCAUAACCGGUUCUCACAUCGGCUGGACAUCACCGACACUGCCGUACCUGAAAGGCGACAAUUCUCACGUGCCAAUAACGUCGGACGAGGCGUCUUGGGUGGCGUCAUUUUACCUCCUGGGAACGGUGCCGGGGAACAUAAUCGCGGCAUUCCUGGUCGACAGAUAUGGUCGGAAACGAAGCCUGCUGGGAUCCGGAGUGCCGCUCUUCCUCGGCUGGCUCCUGAUCCUGGUCGCGGACAAUCGGCACGUGCUCUACGCCUCACGGUUCAUAAGCGGGUUGGGUCAAGGCCUCGUAUACGUGGUCUGCCCGAUGUACAUCGGCGAGAUAGCCGACAGCGAUAUCCGGGGGGCCCUCGGCUCUUUCAUGAAGCUGAUGGUCACCCUCGGCGAGCUUUACGCCCACGCUAUCGGCCCGUUCGUCUCCUACGAGAUCCUCGCUGGCCUCUGUGCCAUCCUGCCUCUGCUCUUCGUCCUGAGCUUCGCCUGGAUGCCCGAGUCUCCGUACUUCUUCCUCAUGCACGAGAGACGCGCCGAGGCGGAGGCCAGUCUGAUGAGGUUGAGGGUCUACGCCUCGAGGUCCGAUCUGGACCGCGACAUCGAGGAGAUUAACGAGGCCAUGAUCAGGGACCUGUCGAGCCGCGGUGGGGCCCGGCAGCUCAUCGACGCCCCGGGAAAUCGGCGGGCCGUUAUCGCGAGCUUUGGCCUCCAGCUCGUCCUCCAGUUCAGCGGACUCGCGGCCAUCGAGUCUUACACCCAGGAGAUAUUCGCCGAGAGUGAGUCCGGCCUCUCCGCAGGCCUCGCCGUCAUAAUCCUCGGCGUCUUUCAGCUCGCCGCUGGCGUCGCCGCCGCCAUUUUGGUAGACCGGAUGGGCCGUAGGCCCCUUCUUAUCGCCACGACAACCGCCGCCGGAAUCGCCCUUGCCGCAAGCUGCAGCUUUUACUUCCUUAAACUCGGGAUCGGCGCCGACGUCCGGGGGACAGGGUGGGUCCUUGACGCCUCGGUCAUGAUGUACGAACUCGCCGUCGCUCUGGGCCUAAGUCCCCUUUCGUACAUGAUGCUGGGAGAGCUUUUUCCCACCAACGUUAAGGGCGUCGCCGUCACCCUUGCCAACGUCUGGGCAGCUCUGCUCGCAUUUUUUGUCUCCAAGAUGUAUCAGGUACUGUCCGAUAAUUUUGGCGUAUAUGUUUCCUUCGCUUGGUUCUCGGUUAGCUGCUUUAUUGGCAUCGUUUUUAUAGCCUUUUUUGUACCAGAAACUAAGGGCAAGUCUCUUAACCAAAUUCAGGAUCAACUCAACGGUCGUAAGGUUAUUGAGAAAAGCGCUAUCGCAGCAUAAUUUUUACGGAGAUCGUUGGUCGAUUUUUGGAGGGGGGACAUUUGAAGGCAGCGAAAUUUAUCAAAUAUCGAUUCUCAACACCGUAUUGAAUGAUUACAAUUAGGUAUCGUUAACAUUCGUCAGGGUCGUUGGUUUCAUUUGCAAUGGAAAAUUGGCGUAAGGUUUUGGUCCUUCAUUGAAGAGAUUGGUCAGCCAAAAAUCGAUACCUUUUAUUCGUUUAUUACGGUGAAGAUCUUUUUCAAUAUGUACGAAAGUAAAAAGUUCCGGUAUUAAAAACAAGAGCUCGGAUAUCAAUGUUUAAUUUCUUUUAAUCGUUCGAACUCAUUCUGUGAUGGCUGACUCUGUUCAGAAGACUAUUUGCUACAAAGUCAUUGAAAUAGAUUUUUAUUUUUGGCGUAGCCAAGUUGAUAUUGCGGUUUCUUGAUUAUAAUCAAUUUCGACGUAAGGUUGUCAAAUAAAAUGUUUAAUGAUGGCAAUCCGAAAAAAAAACAAACUAUUACAGUGAGAUUGCAGAAAAUAAUCUUCUGAAUAAAAUGAGCAAUCUUAGUUUGAGUUAACCGAAUUUAGUAGCUUUUUUAUCAUCUUGAAGCGACUCAAAAUGAAACGUUGAUAUUUAAGCUUUUGUUUAUAAUUUCAGUUUUUUUUUUUUUGUUCUUUAAUUUUGCCAGAAACCGUUGGAAUUUGCCAAUAUAUUGCUUUGAUAAAUAGAGCAACUAUUCAGCAGCCACCGUAACAGUAAUCCGAUAUUGGAACUUUGGAUUAUUAGAAAAAUUCACCCGCGCGACAAAACUUAACUUCACGAAGAUAAUCGAUUCUGCGAAAUUUUCUCGAACAUUCGAUUUAUAUUCAUAAAACAUUAACGUGAUUACGUACAUAUUGUGAAGCAAAAAAAAAAUGAAAAAAUACAUUUGACGUGUAGGAGAAAUAUAUUCAUGAUCCAUGCGAGGUU
Messenger RNA from Neodiprion fabricii, 2438 nucleotides. Its product is annotated as facilitated trehalose transporter Tret1-like. The coding region runs from base 89 to 1489 and encodes 466 amino acids. Gene Ontology annotation, molecular function: sugar transmembrane transporter activity. The transcript is spliced from 3 exons. NCBI's taxonomy places the organism in Eukaryota, Metazoa, Arthropoda, Insecta, Hymenoptera, Diprionidae. Gene Ontology annotation, biological process: transmembrane transport; carbohydrate transport. Gene Ontology annotation, cellular component: membrane. The record is from RefSeq and is a predicted model, not a curated record.